Messenger RNA from Gavialis gangeticus (Gharial), 5865 nucleotides. RefSeq names its product protocadherin 11 X-linked (gene PCDH11X). Gene Ontology annotation, cellular component: plasma membrane. Gene Ontology annotation, biological process: homophilic cell-cell adhesion. Bases 361 to 3441 code for a protein of 1026 amino acids. Lineage: Eukaryota; Metazoa; Chordata; Crocodylia; Gavialidae. Gene Ontology annotation, molecular function: calcium ion binding. The record is from RefSeq and is a predicted model, not a curated record. The transcript has 5 exons.
AGCACACCGCCGCCUUGUGCCGCUCGCUCCUCGGGGGCGCUCCAGCCGGCGGGGGACCGAGGAGUCUUGCAGCGGGGCCGAGCCGGCGGCUGCCUUCACGUGGGACCCGCUUUGCCUUGAGCUGCGGGAGCAACAAGAGCUCCCGGCCCCGCAGCCGCCACCGCGGACUUCGCCGAAACUUCGGCUCCUUCCUCCCGGCGCGGGAGCUGCCGCGGGACCAGGCGCGAGGAUUUGGUGGCGCCCGCGGGUCCAGCGCCCAUGCGGCGGGGCGGCCGGUGCCCGCGGAGCCAGAGCUGCGGCGGGGAAGGAGUUCAAGCUGCCCUUGGUGUUCUAUAAAAAUACUCAUUAGCCAUUCUGGAAAUGGACUUGCUGUCUGGAACCUACCUCUUGGCAGUCUUAUUCGCCUGUAUUGUAUAUCAGUCUGGUGCUCAGGAGAAGAAUUAUACAGUGAGGGAAGAACUGCCAGAAAAUGUCCUGAUUGGCAAUUUGCUCAAGGAUCUCAACUUGACGUUGGACCCAGAUGUUCCUCUUUCAUCUCCUCUUCAGUUUAAGCUUGUGUAUAAGACUGGAGAUGUACCAUUAGUGCGGGUAGAGGAAAACACUGGUGAGAUAUUCACUACUGCUAACCGUAUAGACCGGGAGAAGCUGUGCUCUGGAAUCUUCAGUGAGAACCACUGCUUUUAUGAGGUGGAGGUAGCUGUUCUGCCUGAUGAAGUCUUCAGAUUAGUCAAGAUCAGAUUCCUGAUAGAGGAUAUCAAUGACAAUGCUCCUCUCUUUCCCUCAACCGUUAUUAACAUCUCCAUCCCUGAAAACACAGCCAUUAAUUCCCGGUAUUCUGUCCCUUCUGCUAUUGAUCCUGACAUUGGAGUGAAUGGGAUUCAACAUUAUGAACUUCUUAAGCCUAAAACAGCUCCGAAAAGGACAUUUGGAUCCAUUACGAAUGAUCAGGGUCAAAAUGUAUUUGGACUUGAUAUAAUUGAAACACCCGAGGGAGACAAGUGGCCACAGCUUAUUGUCCAACAAAUCCUGGACAGGGAACAGAAGGACACUUAUGUGAUGAAGAUUAAAGUUGAAGAUGGUGGCAACCCUCCAAGAUCAAGUACAGCUAUCCUACAAGUUACAGUUACUGAUGUGAAUGACAAUCGCCCGGUCUUUAAGGAAAAUUAUAUUGAAGUUAGCAUUCCAGAAAAUGCUCCAGUGGGCACAUCAGUUUCACAGCUUCAUGCCACUGAUGCAGAUCUGGGAUCAAAUGCACAGAUCCUCUUCUCUUUCAGCAAUCAAAUCUCCAAUCUGGCCAGAAGGCUGUUUGCCAUAGAUAACACCACUGGUCUUAUCACAAUUAAAGAGCCACUAGACAGAGAGGAAUCUCCUGUACACAAGUUGACUGUUUUGGCAAGUGAUGGCAGCUCAACUCCAUCAAGAGCAACAGUGACAAUAAAUAUCACAGAUAUUAAUGACAAUGUACCAUCAAUAGACACAAGGUACAUCAUUAAUCCAGUGAAUGGGACUGUGCUUUUGUCUGAGAAAGCCCCACUCAAUACAAAAAUUGCCUUGAUUACAGUAAUGGACAAAGAUGCUGACCUGAAUGGAAAGGUUACUUGUUUCACUGACCAUGAUGUCCCAUUUAGGUUAAAGCCAGUGUUUGACAAUCAGUUUCUGCUGGAGACAGCGACAUUUCUAGACUAUGAGGCUACCCGGGAAUAUGCCAUUAAAAUAGUGGCUUCUGAUUCAGGGAAACCUCCCUUAAAUCAGUCUGCAAUGCUCCUGAUUAAAAUAAAGGAUGAGAAUGACAAUGCCCCGGUUUUUACACAGCCUGUAAUAGGACUUUCCAUUCCUGAGAACAAUGCUCCUGGAACCCAGCUGACUAAGAUAAGUGCUACAGAUGCAGACAGUGGACGCAAUGCUGAGAUCAGCUAUAUGUUGGGCUCAGAUGCACCUCCUAUUUUCAACCUAGACCGCCGCACAGGCAUUCUGACAGCAGUGAGAAAGCUGGAUAGAGAAAAACAGGACAAGUAUUCCUUCACUGUUCUAGCUAAGGAUAAUGGGAUGCCACCGUUGCAGACCAAUGCUACAGUUACAGUGUCUGUUCUGGAUCAGAAUGACAACAGCCCUGCCUUCACCCACAAUGAAUAUAAUUUCUAUGUGCCAGAAAAUCUGCCCAUGUAUGGGACAGUGGGGCUUAUCACAGUUACUGAUGCUGACUCUGGAGAGAAUGCUGCUGUCACUCUCUCUAUAUUAAAUGGCAGAGAUAAUUUCAUUAUUGAUCCACUUACUGGUGUAAUAAGACCAAAUAUUACCUUUGACAGGGAGCAACAAAGUUCUUACACUUUCCUGGUGAAGGCUGUAGAUGGAGGAAGACUGCAACGUUCUUCAACUGCCAAGGUGACUAUUAAUGUAGUCGAUGUGAAUGACAACAGGCCUGUUUUUGUUAUCCCUUCUUCUAACUUCUCCUAUGAUUUAGUUCCAACAUCCACCAAUUCAGGCUCUGUGGUAACUAAAGUUUUUGCAGUUGACAAUGACACAGGGAUGAACGCAGAACUCCGCUACAGUAUUAUAGGCGGGAACUCAAGAGGUUUGUUUACAAUUGAUCAGUUAACAGGCAAUAUCACUUUGAAAGAGAAGGUAAUAACAUCAGAUCAUGGCUUACACAGGCUGGUAAUAAAAGUCAAUGACUUAGGACAGCCAGAGUCACUGUAUACAAUAGCACUGGUGCAUUUAUUUGUGAAUGAGACUGUUACUAAUGGUUCAUAUGUGCAAGAGCUUGUACGCAGAAACAUGGAAACACCAGUGGGCCAGAAUGUUGGGGAUGGUGAGAUAACCCCACAGACCAAUGACUAUGUCAAGAUCAUCAUUGCUAUCAUUGCAGGCACCAUGACAGUUAUUCUGGUAAUUUUUGUCACUGCUUUGGUACGAUGCCGCCAGACACCUCGGCACAAGGUUGUCCAAAAAAGCAAGCAAAGUGGGGAAUGGGUCUCCCCAAACCAAGAGAACCGGCAGAUCAAGAAAAAAAAGAAGAAAAAGAAACGUUCCCCCAAAAGUCUCCUUCUAAAUUUUGUGACAAUUGAAGAAUCUAAACCUGAUGAUCCUGGCCAUGAGCAUAUAAAUGGUACUUUAGACAUUCCUGUAGAGUUAGAAGAACAGACUAUGGGAAAAUAUAACUGGGCCACCACACCAACCACAUUUAAGCCUGACAGCCCAGAUUUAGCAAAGCACUACAAGUCUGCCUCUCCACAGCCUACCUUUCAAAUUAAACCUGAAACUCCUGUGCCCCCUAAGAAGCACCAUGUCAUUCAGGAACUGCCUCUAGAUAACACCUUUGUGGUGGGCUGUGAUUCACUCUCCAAAUGCUCCUCAAGCAGCUCGGACCCUUACAGUGUCUCUGAAUGCAGCUGUCAAGGAGGUUUCAAGACUCCAGGUCCCAUACAUACUAGACAGCUCUGAACGUCAUCGCAUCUGAUGUUAUGUACUGAAGUCGUACGUGUACACAAUGAUGUUAAGCCAGCAAACAUGAAAACAUGGAAAUAGCACGAGAAAGCCCUUUGUCCUGUCUCUGAUUGCCGAAGACUUUUAUCGUCUGAUCUCCAGAGGGGUUUGGAAGUGGCCCAGAACUGUUCAAGCUGCCCUACUGAAAGGUAUCCAGGGCAAGAAUUUUUUUUUUUAAAGAAAAGAAAGACAAAGAGACUUUAGUGCGUUGUGCUAUAGUGUUCUUUAAUGUAGUUUUGCUAAGGAAAAAGUAAGUAAUGUGACCCAUCACUGCGUGGAUGGUGGUUAUGAUAAAUCAAUGGUUUUCUUAUGUUGCUUGUAAUCACCUACUGGUUCUAGAACUUUUGUCCUUAUUUAUUUGUGUUGAAACAAUUAGUAGUUUUAUUUCUAUAGAUAUUGUAAAAGGGAGCAAUAAAUUUUAUGCAUACAUCAAAGAAGAAAGAGAAUAUAAAGUUCUUUAUACUCCCUGCAUUUUCUGAGUCACAGAUACAUUGUCACUUAGGACACAUAUUGCACCUUGAGGAGUAAUUAUUAUUUAUAGGUAUUUCCAUAAAAUUGUUAAUACUGAUCCUGCUGCUAAUGGAUCAUAACUAGGUAUGAUUGAAUCACUUGCUGUUUAUUUUCAUAAGCUCAAUAGGAGUAGUGGGAAUAUAAAAACUUCCUGCUUUCUUAUACAUAAAACCCCUAUAGUGAACAUUCACCUUUUCAAUUACUAGCAAGUACUCACUUAACUUUUUAAAAUAAACAUUAUUUUGUAUUAUGCUUCUGCAAUCUUGAUAUACUCUGCACACCAGAUAUCAUAUGCUGAAACAUUUUAAGUAAUUUUAUAAAAAAUAAAACCGCUCGCUUUUAGUGGGAUAAAGUAAAAAUAUCAUACAUUGGGUUGCACCUGAAAAUGGGUUCAUCCUUAGUCAGAGCAAGAAAAAAGUGCUGAUUUCUAUUAUUGUGAUUUUUUUUAUAAUUAUUUUACUGUUCUGUUUAACAUUUGCUUUUCUAUAGUUAAAUUAAUUUUACAUUUUAAUUUGUUCUGAGUGCACCUGAUUUUGCAAAAUAUCCCUAACACUUUCACUUGCAACUUGGUUGCAAGUGACUGUGUAUCUAUUGCCUCACAUUUAAGAGAAUAAUGCUUAAAAGGGUGUGUGCAUCAUUUAAUAAUAAUAGCAUUUCAUAUAAAAUACAAUAUCUCGUAGGAAGCAAAAGGAGUAUAAAGAACCCUGUUUUCUGCACUCAUGAAGAUUCAUAUGAUACUAGUUUACAACAAUAAAAUGGGGCUUAGUCUCUGUUUUUAACUCGGCUAUAUACAGUAUGUGUAGUUUUGUUUAAAAUGAAAAGUUAUUAAUGAUUCAUCAGUUACACUACACAAUGAAAGUCUCACAGUACUGUAUUUUUGAUGUAAAGGUAUUUAAAUCAGGCUUGUACAUAAUAUUCAUAUUGCCUCAGUCCCCUGACUGAAGAAUUUCUGCAAUGACUGUUGCCUAAAGUUCCCUUCACUUUUGCUAUCUGGCUCUUUAAAAAAUUGCUUACUUGGCUAUCUGGUCUGUAAAAUAUAAUAAAUUCUAUUAAUAAUGAAGUAUGUAUUGUAAUUUAGCAUAUUGUAUUGCAUACUCAUAGAUACGACUUGUUGAAGAAGAAUAUUUAAUUUUGUAUAAUGAAAUCGUUCUUUUAUCUGGCAAAAAGUUUAUUUAUUAUAAGUUUUACCAUUCAUAUUCAUACUUUCUUUGCAGUUCUGACUCUUCCAGUUAAAUGAGCAAAAGUUUCAAUGGUUAGACAUAUAGUGAUGAUAUUUAUUGAGUUUUCUUUCAGUACUACAGUUUAGUGCUGGGGCAUGGUGGCAGGGUGGUGAAAGUAUCUUACUAUGGCUUCAGAGGCAUGACAAAUUCAAAUUCCAUUUUAUUCUUAUCCUGAAGGCUGCCCUCAUUUUAUUCAAAUGUACAUCGGUACCUGGUCAUUCAAUCUGAGGAGUCAAAGGCAGUUGGAUACAAGGCUGGCCACAUCCCUGUCUUUUAUGUCACUUAUGGAAACUGGUGUGCCUAAUCAGGCUACCUGUUUGGCUGUUUAGCUCAGGUGCACCUUUGACUUUUUUUACCGCAAUCAGCCAGCUCUUGUGGCUUGCUACUUUCAUUUUUCAGUAUAGGAGUUGAGAAAAAUCUGUAUUGAAGUGGAUGAGAUUGAAUUUAAGGAAGAUAAUUUGAUCUAAAAAGCUGAACGUGACCUUUUCUAAUGGCAUGUUUUUGCCUAAAUACUACAUAAUGUAAGUCUCUCAUAAAGGAUCUGUAAAGAAAUCUAUAGUUUGAACAAUUGGCUUCUAUGUUGGGAAGAGCUGUUCAGCAGGAACUCAGCCAGACUUCAGAACAAUGAAAAAAGAAAAACAAACAAAAAAAC